AUGGCCCCCUGGUUCCUGGGCUCUUCUUCCUUCACAGCAGGAUACCUGCCACUGCAGCAAGCGGCCGAGGCAGGCUUCCCACCACAGCAAGGGCAACGCUGUUGCAGGACUGCGGACACCGCUCUGCCCGGGGCCCGGCAGCACAGCCAAAGGACCGGCAGGAAGCCUCAGGCCAGGCGGGGGGGGCGGGGCGGGGCGGGGCUCGCCGCGCGCCCGCGCGUUCCGCCCCUCCGCAGCCCAGCGCGCGUGAAGCCCGCCCCGCUUCCGUCGCGUCCCUUCUGCCCGCCGCGCGCUCGACGUCCCGCAGCCGCUCCCAUUGGCCGCUUGUUUUACCGUGUGACGCGGCGCCGGGCGGCGAUUGGCCGCGGCGCUGAGACGGGCUGGAGGCGGGAGAGCUCGUCUGCGGAGAAGGGGGCGGGUUGCGAGGAACAGUCGUGCCGUUGCCGUGGUGACCGGGCAGCCGUGCCCGGAAAUGGGCGGGCGCCGGGAAGCGCCCAGGGAGCACCGGCGGCCGGUAGGAGCGGGCCCGGGAUGGCGGCCGGGGGCCCGGCGGGGGGAGCGCACAGCGUCUGCAUGGUGUCGGACUUCUUCUACCCCAACAUGGGGGGUGUGGAGAGCCACGUGUACCAGCUGUCGCAGUGCCUCAUCGAGCGGGGCCACAAGGUCCUGGUGGUCACCCAUGCCUACGGCCACCGGAAGGGCGUCCGCUACCUCACCAACGGGCUGAAAGUCUACUACUUGCCCCUGAAGGUAAUGUACAACCAGUCCACCGCAACAACGCUCUUCCACAGCCUGCCCCUGCUCAGGUACAUAUUUGUGCGGGAGAGGGUCACCAUCGUUCACGCCCACAGCUCCUUUUCUGCCAUGGCCCAUGACGCCCUUUUCCACGCCAAGACCAUGGGGCUGCGGACAGUGUUCACGGACCAUUCCCUUUUUGGGUUUGCGGAUGUCAGCUCGGUGCUUACCAACAAACUUCUGACAGUGUCCCUGUGCGAUACGAACCACAUCAUCUGUGUCUCCUACACGAGUAAGGAAAACACGGUGCUGCGAGCAGCUUUGGACCCUCGGAUAGUCUCUGUCAUCCCCAACGCUGUCGAUCCCACCGACUUCACUCCAGACCCGUCAAGGAGGGAUGACAGUACAAUAACAAUUGUUGUUGUCAGCAGACUUGUUUACAGAAAAGGUAUAGAUUUGCUUAGUGGUAUAAUUCCUGAGCUCUGUCAGAAAUAUCCUGCGUUACAUUUCUUAGUUGGAGGAGAAGGACCAAAACGAAUCAUACUGGAAGAAGUCCGGGAAAGAUACCAGCUACAUGACAGGGUACGUCUCCUAGGAGCCUUGGAACACCAGGAUGUUAGAAAUGUUCUAGUCCAGGGGCACAUUUUUCUCAACACUUCCCUCACUGAGGCCUUUUGUAUGGCAAUUGUGGAAGCAGCAAGCUGUGGUUUACAGGUGGUGAGUACAAGAGUUGGUGGGAUUCCUGAGGUGCUUCCAGAAGAUCUCAUUAUUUUAUGUGAACCCUCCGUGAAAUCUUUGUGUGAUGGAUUAGAAAAAGCUAUUGCCCAGCUCAGAUCACGAACACUACCAGCUCCAGAAACUGUUCAUAAUAAAGUAAAGACAUUUUAUACAUGGAGGAAUGUAGCAGAGAGAACUGAGAAAGUGUAUGACAGGGUUGCAGAUGAAGUGGUUUUACCAAUGGAUGAGCGACUUAACAGACUAAUGUCUCACUGUGGCCCAGUGACUGGGUACAUUUUUGCUCUUUUUGCUGUUCUGAACUUCCUUUUCUUGGUGUUUCUGCGGUGGAUGACUCCAGAUUCCAUUAUUGAUGUUGCAAUAGAUGCCACAGGACCUAAAGGUGCAUGGACUAAACAGUAUUUUUUGGGUAAAAAAGGAAGAGAUAAAGAAGAACUUCCAAGCUCCUAA
Molecule: messenger RNA, 1920 nt
Organism: Gavia stellata (red-throated loon)
Lineage: Eukaryota; Metazoa; Chordata; Aves; Gaviiformes; Gaviidae
Gene: PIGA
Product: phosphatidylinositol glycan anchor biosynthesis class A
Exons: 7
Coding region: 1-1920 (639 amino acids)
Biological process (GO): GPI anchor biosynthetic process
Cellular component (GO): glycosylphosphatidylinositol-N-acetylglucosaminyltransferase (GPI-GnT) complex
Molecular function (GO): phosphatidylinositol N-acetylglucosaminyltransferase activity
Source: RefSeq, a predicted model, not a curated record